This is a messenger RNA of Sphenostylis stenocarpa, 510 nucleotides long. NCBI's taxonomy places the organism in Eukaryota, Viridiplantae, Streptophyta, Magnoliopsida, Fabales, Fabaceae. The record is from the annotation of a GenBank genome assembly.
AUGCUUAACUUGGCCAAACUUCUCUCUCACCGAGGCCACAUAGUCACCUUCGUCAACACACACCACAACCAUAGUCGCCUCCUCCAAUUCUCAGACUUUUCAUCGUUCCACGCUCAAUUCCCCACCUUUCUCUUUGCAUCCAUCACGGACGGCGUGCCCCAACACCUUCCUGCGAACGAGUUCGAGCUCAUAAUAUCUCCGACCAGCAGGUCCAAGGUUGCCCAAGAGUUCCGAGAACUGUUCUCGAGCCUUGUCGAGAAACACUGUCGGUGGGACCCACUUUCUUGCGUAGUAUCUGAUGGGUUGAUGUCGACGAUUGCCAUGGAUGUGCUCGAGAGUUCGGGCUUCCGGUUACCGCUUUCCGAACCUACAGAUCAAGGUGCUUCUUUCAGUGUUGCAAUUUCUGCGCAGUUGCAUCCCCCUCCUGAGAACACCGAACUUGCUACCAUUGAGGUCGUCCAGGCUCAGCUCUGUGGGACCAGUUUCCCAGCGAAUAUUAUCUUGACAUAA